Leptomonas pyrrhocoris is the source of this 1107-nucleotide messenger RNA. Its product is annotated as putative mitochondrial stomatin-like protein. The record is from RefSeq and is a predicted model, not a curated record. The transcript has a single exon. The coding region runs from base 25 to 1107 and encodes 360 amino acids. NCBI's taxonomy places the organism in Eukaryota, Euglenozoa, Kinetoplastea, Trypanosomatida, Trypanosomatidae.
AGAAACUUGCGAAACGCCCUGAAAAUGAUGCGCCGUGGACUUAUCUUCUUCCAGAUGUACGGAGCACCCCAUGCCCCGUAUGGAAUGAAUCCUAGCUCCCAAGAUCCUGCAGCUGGCGGUGGCAGCAGUCCGUCGACGCGGAUGAUGAUGCAGCGGGUGCAGAAGCUGGUUCUCGAUCCUACGUCGUUCAUUGAGCGACCACCUCGCAAUUCCAUUUUGAACAUUGUCCCGCAAGGUCACGAGUACGUUGUGGAGCGGUUGGGCCGCUACCACCGCACGCUGGAUUCUGGAUGGUGGGUUGUGAUCCCGAUUAUAGACAAAAUCCGCUACAACUACAAUGUGAAAGAACAGGGUAUCGAGAUUCCGAAUCAAUCAGCGAUCACGUCCGAUAACGUGAUGGUUGAAAUCGAUGGCGUGCUGUUUUUGAAAAUUGUGGACUCUUCGAAGGCCAGCUACAAUAUCGAAAACCCGGUGUACAACUUAAUCAACCUGGCGCAAACGACAAUGCGCAGCGAAAUUGGCCGAAUGCCACUAGACAGUCUUUUUCGGGAACGCGCGAGUCUGAAUCAAAACAUUGUGGAAGUGCUCCGGCGUGAGGCCAACGAGUGGGGCAUCGAAUGCAAGCGUUACGAAAUUAGAGACAUUAUUGUAAGCGAACUGGUGCGUCGUUCGAUGGACUUGCAGGCGGAGGCAGAGCGAAAAAAGCGUAAGCUCGUUUUGGAAAGUGAAGGUGAGUCUACUGCGACAGUGAAUCGGGCGAACGGCAUGAAAGUUGCCCAGCAAUACGUCGCAGAUGCUGCCAAGUACACUACGGAGAGAAACGCUGAGGGUGAGGCGGCUGCGAUUCGCAUUAAGGCGGCCGCCGUCUCGGACAACAUUUCUCUCGUGUCGGAGGCUAUCGACAAGGCAAAGCACGGUACAGAAGCUAUUUCGCUGCGUGUCGCAGAGAACUACAUCGAAAAAUUCGGCGAGUUGGCGAAGGAGUCCAAUACAGUGGUUAUGUCUCAACCAGUGAGCGACCCUGCGACAUUUGCGACUCAGGCGUUGUCUGUCUUCAACACUGUAGCGACUUCUGCUGCAAAAGGCGCGUCAACGCCUGUCAAGUGA